Drosophila sulfurigaster albostrigata is the source of this 6371-nucleotide messenger RNA. It is a transcript of the gene vn, whose product is annotated as protein vein. The coding region runs from base 2425 to 4356 and encodes 643 amino acids. The record is from RefSeq and is a predicted model, not a curated record. The transcript has 5 exons. Gene Ontology annotation, biological process: nervous system development; intracellular signal transduction; animal organ development. Gene Ontology annotation, molecular function: signaling receptor binding. Lineage: Eukaryota; Metazoa; Arthropoda; Insecta; Diptera; Drosophilidae.
CGUGCCGAAUUACGUGUUGGCGUUAGUCCGCGGCAAACACUCAACGGCAACGGGUCAGAUACGCGCGUGUCGGCAACCGCAAAAAUAAAAGGCAAAAACGGCGAAAGAUACAAAAACAUUUCAGAGACCAAAAUCGAAACCGAAACUGAGGAGCAUUGAUAAAAAAAAAGAAAGAAAAAUUUAUAUUGAGUCAAAUCAAACUGCAGACCGAGACACUGAGGCUGCCUGUGUUUGUGGAUUUCGAAUUGAAUUUGAAUUGCUUUCGAAUUAAAUCGGUGCAAAGAUAAAAAAAAUAAAGAAUUAAAAAAAUAUAUAUGAUAAAGAUUACGGUACGCGAUACGAGAUCUAACUAAUUUAUGAUUGUCGAUUCGACUUCGAUUUGCAAAGUGCGAGUGGGAAAAAAGUCGCGUGAAUUUCGUCAGAUCAUGAAAGGACUUUCGAUUUCGUAUUGAUAUUGAAUUGAUGAUUGCAUUGAUAAGCCCAGUCAGGCGUUAAGUGAAGUGAAUAAAAGAAAGAAAAAAAGUCGAACGAGAAUCCGAAGACGAAAACAAAACUUUGCACAACAAUAACAAGAAAUUGCAACUGCAACGGAAAAUCCGCAAAGGGAACUUCGUCUCUGCCUCCGUCCAGCAAACAACUGACAUCGUCUGUCUGCACAAGCACAUAUAUACUAUAUAUAUAUAUAUAUAUUGCUAUAUAAAAAACGAUCGAGAUCGAUUUAGUGUGUGCGUGUGCAAUAUUCCAACAUACAAACAUAUGUACUUGCUGUGACGAUCCUCUAUAUAAUCCACACAUACACACCGAUACAGUUAUAAUUCGCGUGUGUGCGUGUAUAUAGAUAUAUAUAUAUACAUAUAUAUAUUUGUAGAUAUAUCUAGGCAGAGUAGAAGAUAUAUGCGUAUGAGCUGAACGCGGCGCACUCUGCUCUGCUUUUUUCUUUUAUAAUUACUUUUGUCUAAAAUUAGAAAACGUGUGUGUUGUGUUCGUCGGGUGUGUGUGUCUUGCGUACGCGUCUCUGUAUUAGUGUUAGUGUGUUAGUCUGUGUCUGGUAUAUCAACAACAACAACACGAGCAACAGCAACAUCAUCAUCAUCGCCAUCGUCAUCAGCGACAACCGAGACAGUGUUCGCUUGUAUGUGUGUGCCAGAAAACACUCGACAGUGAAUCAGGCAACGACUACGACUACGACUACGACUAUGUCUAUAUAGACAGAUCGCGUAUACGGCGAGACAAGCACUAGAGGCAUUAUCGGGGGGCUGGCCAGCCUACGAAAAGAAGCACACACACAGACACAUAUCGAACUGUUGUGUGAGAUACGCGCGCAGCGAGGAUUACAAUUACAACAGCAGCAGCAACAGCGCAACAACAACAACACUGUGACGGCGACAGCGACACGAACGAAGCGUCGCAUCGCAUCACACGAACGCGAGACGAAGCAGCCAAUCGGCAAUUGCCGACGGCAGCCGAACGUGCCAAACGAAACGCGCACGAAACGCGCGCGCGUGAAAAACGUCGUGAAAAACGCGUAAACAGCAACAACGACAAAAAUCACAAAACAAAACAAAAACAACAACAAAACUUCAAAUCAAACGCCACGCGACGACCUUAAGUCUACGCCUAACGCAGAGGUUUUUGAGUUGGGGGGCGUGGCCAGUGCGUCGACUCCAAGGCGCUCAAGUGAAACGCAGCGAACAAAAUAAUUCUAACAGCAACAUAAAUAAGUGCAGCAACAACAGCGAGAAAACGAAUCAACGAACGAACAACAACAAUAAUAACAACAAAAAGAAUACAAGCAGCAAUUUAUUUAUUUAAAGAUAUACGUAUACAUUUUUGCAUUGCCAAAGCAGACGAUCGGGCCAAAAUGAGUCACCAGCAGCAACAACAGCAGCAACUACAAGAGCAACAGCAACAACAACAAGAACAAGAGCUGACAGCAAAAAUCUCAAAGUGCUUAUAAAUAUUAUGCUAGCGAUUGUCAAACAUUGACACACACACAUACACUACACAAUCACACACCCUCUCUCACAGUCUGUGUCUCUGUCACUCACACACCCACUCAUACAAGCUCGCUCUCUAUCUCGCUCGCUCGCGCCUCUCUCUCUCGCUGCUGUCUCUCAAAAUGCUACGAAACUAUCGAAAGUAUUUGCAGGAUAAACGAAAAUACGACAAGGCACAGCGACGACGCAGCAUCGACAGCGACAGCAAUUGUCAGGAUUAGACAACAGCAACCACAACAGUAGCAGCAACAGUAGCAACAAUCGGUCACUUCUAUUUGGAGCAACUUGAAUACAAAGACGAAGACGAAGUGAGAGCUCGAGCAACACACAAUAAGAAGAGCAGCAACAUCGACAGCAAUUCGAUUUGUUGAGUUUUGGGAUUGUAAAUAAAGCUAGGGCAACAGCAACAACAACUUUGGAGGACGCCAUGUAUGCGCAACAUGUGCGCAAAUGGAGUCUAAAAACGCAACUGCAACAAAUGCCAUUGAUAUCGCUAGCAAUCUACGUCAGCAACAUGUUGCUAUUGAUCACAUGUGCGCCGACGAUAACAGCAACAGCCACAGCAACAGCAACAGCUGCAGCUGCAACAGCAACAAACACACAACAUCACACAUUAUGGGAAGCUGAAGAAAGCAGCUAUUACAUUGCAUUGCCCCAACAGCAACAGCAGUAUCAGCAACAACAACAACAACAGCUGGCGGCGGACAAUGGCAGCAGUGGGAGCAGUGAAAGCGACAACAACAGCAACAAUAACAACAACAAUAUAUUAAGUAGGCUGCUUAGCCGGCCAAGCAAUAGUCUUAGUAGCACUAGCACUAGCAACAUUAAGUUAAGGCCAGCAACAGUAUUCGACGCACAGCAGCAGCAGCAGCAGCAACAGCAGCCACAAGUUCCAAAUACGCUAAUCAAUAGUCAAAUAAAUAAAUUAUUAUACAACAACGGCAAUCCGAGCUUUGCGUUGAGCAGUAAAGCGCGGCGACAUGCGUUGCCACAACUACAACAACAACAACUCAGCAGCAGCAGCAGCAGUAGCAACAUCAAUGCUGCGCGGCAGCAACCACAAGAUGAUGUUGCCUUUAACUAUAACAGCAAAGUCAGAGCAGCAAUCACACGCCAUUUCAUCGCGUCCUACGAAGUGCCAGAGAGCAGCCAAGUCAACGAUCAAACGGCGCGCAAUCGUCGCGAUUUUGGCAACAUCAGCAACAGCAACGUGGGCAGCCAACGACAACAGCGUGCUAACAACAACCAUCGAAGGCAACAGCAGCAGGAUAAACGCGAGCAUCGCCGCCAGCGGCAGCAGCAACGCAAAGAGCAGCGACAGCAGAAGCAACAACACCAGCAGCAACAGCAACAUCAACAGCAAAGGCAACAGCAGCGGCAACAACAGCGUCGCAAGCAUCCGCGCAAGCAUAAAAAUCGCUGUCGAUCUGAUCGCUAUUGCUCAGCGCGUGAUCCCGCCCAGCUGGCGUUUGUAGCGCCCACCGUUUUCAUGGGCGUCUUUACAUCGAUGACAGCCGAUCGUCGCGCCAAUUUCUCGGCCACAAUGAAAGUGUUGCAGGUGUACAAGCAACAGCGCGAUCUGCAAUUGCCGCCGUUGGUCCGAUUGCAGUUCGCAUUGCGCAACGGCAGCGGUGAAUGCGACAUCUACAGGGAGCGAUUGCUGCCACGCGGAUUGGUCCGUGGCAACGAUCUUGAGCAAUCCUCGGACGUCACCUACAUGAUGUUCGUGCAGCAAACGAAUCCCGGCAACUUCUCCAUCCUCGGACGGCCGAUUCGUGUCACGCACUCGGUGCUCGAAUCAGUCAAAAUGGCUGUGAAUGAAACUUAUGCACAGAACGCAUCGAUUACGUCGAUCACAUCGAAUCCGACGAACACGACGAUCGAGAACGGAAGGGAGCUGAGGAUCAUAUGCAAGGUGGAGGGCAGGCCGCCACCAAAGGUGACCUGGUUCAAGGACGACAAGUCGAUAAAUCGCAAACGCAAUGUUUACCAAUUCAAGCAUCACAAAAGACGCGCCGAGCUGGUUGUGCGCUCCUUUAACAGUUCCUCCGAUGCGGGCAAAUACGAAUGCCGUGCCAAGAACAAAGUCAGCAAAAAACACAUUGACAAACGCCGCAUCAUGAUCAAUGCCUAUCCAGUUGCCACACGGCCGGAUCAGAGCAACUGGGGCUAUCCAUGUAAAGAGGAGAAUGUUUGCUUUCACAACGGCACCUGCAUGCUGAUACCGGAUAUCUCUCAGUACUAUUGCAAUUGCCCGGAGGAUUACUAUGGUGUCCGUUGCGAGAACCACUCGUCAGACAGUAUGUACAGCAAAAAUCCCGACUGUGACUACCAGUAUAUUGGAGGUUUUUACUGCUAAAAUAGGCACUUCUAUAGCAUCGAUUGUUUUAGAUCGAGUCACGCGAUAUACGUAUAACGAAACGAUAUAAAGCGUUAGCAAAAACGAAAUCCAAAUCCAAAUCGAAUCAAAAACAAAUACAGAAAUCGAAACAGAACUGAAACUCUGUACACAAGAACUACGAGUAUCCCAAAAGAUUAACAAUUAUUCCAGAAUGGUCGGUCAUUUGUCUAUACUAUACCUACUACUAUAUACUAUACCUAAACUUGAAAUAAACCAAAUAUAGUUGAUAACUGAAAGCAAUACACAAACAUACACAAACAAACACACAUACAUACAUACUUACUAUAUACACAAAGUACAAAUAAAACUAAAUAAUCGAUAUACAAUAUGACCAACUGUAAGAUUCAGAAGUUAUCCCCCGACUAGCUCCUUCUCCGUCAUACCGUGAACUUGAGUUUUUUUUAUUAGAAAACACAUUCCAAAAAGCAACAAAGCAAAGUCUUAAAAACUAACAACAACAACUGUUCUUUUUUUGUAAUUAUUAUACAUACAAAAAUAUGUACUAUUUAAUUGAAAAUUAAAACUAUUAAAUAUUAAAAUGCGAAUAAAAACAAAUGGUGCUAUAGAAGGUUUAUUUUAAAUAGUUUUUACUUAGGAAUCUAUUUUAAUUGAAAUUCUCAUUAAACAAAAACAAAAAAAAACACACAAAAAAAAAUCGUAAAUGUUAAACAGAAUUUGAUUUUCCAUUUACACGAAAAACAAAACAAAAUUAUUAAGCAACUCACAGACUCAGACGAUCACACGUUAAACACACUCAUUACAUUACAGACACCUACCAAAUACUGAAUAACUUGUCGAAUGUGCAUUCAAAGCAUUCAAAUUGGCACAGCCUACACUCAUAUGGAUAACAAUAACAGUAACAGUAACAAUAACAAUAAAAACAGAGGCUCUCUUAAGUUAGAUAUUCUUUUUUUGCAACAUAUGGCAACCCAAGCAGCAAAAGCUGUCGCCACAAAAGUACAGUCACCACACAAAAGCACUGACCAACCACUACAUAAAAAAAAUACCAAAAUUUUGUUUUGUUUUCGAUAAAUACCAUAAAACAUCUCUAUAUAUUUAUAUCAAUAAUUUUUGUAGUUUGCAAUACAUGAAAAAAAAAGGAAAAACAAAUCGACCGACAAAAUACAAAAAACGAAACUCGAUGCGAAUAAUAAUAAUAAUAAUACUUCAUUAAAUAACAAUAAUAAUUAUUUCUUUGCAAUUAAUUUAGUUAUACAUUAUACAUUUUAUUAUUACAUAGUUUCUUGUUAUUCUAUGAAACAUUAUUAACACUUUGGCUGUAGAUUUUGACAAACCAAAACACCAAAAAAAAAAAAACCCCCUUUUCAAAACAAAUCAAACAAACAACAAUUUCAUACGCUCCUUAAUUUAUUUAUCGGUGGUUGUUUUUUUUUUUAAUUUCAAUUAUUUGUUGACUAAUCUCUUGCGUUUUCUUACUGUUUCUCUCGAUUUUUUUUGGUUAACUCUGUUCCACUAUUUUAGUUCUAAAUUUUCUAUUUAAUUUGAUUUGUUUAUAACGCAAAAAAGAGAACAAAGCUUAGCUAUAGCUUUAUCCCAAAAACAAUCAAUUUAAAUUGUUAUUUAUCAUGCAUGAAGUACUAUUGAGUGCAUUAUUUUUUGCUUGUAAUUCCCUUUUGGAAAUGGUAUUAGGGCAAUUAGUUGGCAAUAAAAAAAGAAAAAACACAAAAAAGUUAUCAAAGAAAAACCAAUUAAUUUUAAUUUUUAUUUAUGAUUUAAUCUCUUCACAGAUAUUUUGUUGCAAUCUACGGCCAAAUACAUACCUUAAUUAAUGACUAUUUUAAUGCAUAGAAUUUUUAUUUAAACAAACAAACAAACAAACAAAAAAAGAAAACUGCAAACAAAAGUACUCCCUGCACUCCAACGCCGACAAUUGUAAUUUUUUAGUAUUAUGUUUAAAAAAUUAUACAAUUUGUUGCACCACACACAAAAAAAAAAACAAAAACCACAUAAAA